Molecule: messenger RNA, 5743 nt
Organism: Toxotes jaculatrix (banded archerfish)
Lineage: Eukaryota; Metazoa; Chordata; Actinopteri; Toxotidae
Gene: snrka
Product: SNF related kinase a
Exons: 8
Coding region: 317-2932 (871 amino acids)
Biological process (GO): intracellular signal transduction; protein phosphorylation; mitotic spindle organization
Cellular component (GO): spindle midzone; spindle pole centrosome; cytoplasm
Molecular function (GO): protein serine/threonine kinase activity; ATP binding; tau-protein kinase activity
Source: RefSeq, a predicted model, not a curated record
GCCAACGAUGCAAUUCCUCGUUUUACGGAUGAACCCUGGGCACAGGCACCUCUUGAGUGCCACGGUCACCUCGGAGAGGCAGUACCAUCCUCGUCUUCUCUGAUAAUUUGCGAUAAGCUUCAGUUGACAACACCAAAACGACCCAAGGUACCCGGUGAAGACCGGACUCAGGGCUUUAUGUUUACCGAAGAGAGGCUGAAGAGGAAGCGGGAGCCAUGGGUUUCUCCUUCAGCCUUCGAUGAACUGAACUAAUCUGGACCCACACGACUCAGUCAACCAGUCCCUGUCUGCAGUGGGGGCUCCGCACUCUCCUGCUAUGGCAGGCUUCAAGCGGGGCUAUGAUGGCAAGAUUGCUGGCCUGUAUGAUCUUGACAAGACGCUUGGCCGUGGCCACUUUGCUGUGGUCAAGUUGGCACGCCAUGUCUUCACUGGGGAGAAAGUGGCAGUGAAGGUGAUUGACAAGACUAAGCUGGACACCGUGGCCACAGGUCACCUCUUCCAGGAAGUCCGCUGCAUGAAGUUGGUCCAACAUCCCAACAUUGUGCGCCUGUAUGAAGUUAUAGACACUCAGACCAAACUUUACCUCAUCUUAGAGCUAGGUGAUGGAGGGGAUAUGUUCGACUACAUCAUGAAACAUGAGGAGGGUCUGAAUGAAGAGCUGGCUAAGAAAUAUUUUGCCCAGAUUGUCCAUGCCAUCUCCUACUGCCAUCGGCUGCACGUGGUGCACAGAGACCUCAAGCCGGAGAAUGUGGUGUUCUUCGAGAAGCAAGGGCUGGUCAAGCUCACUGACUUUGGAUUCAGUAACAAGUUUCAGCCGGGGAAAAAGCUGACAACCAGUUGUGGAUCUCUGGCAUACUCGGCUCCAGAAAUACUUUUGGGUGAUGAGUAUGAUGCCCCAGCCGUAGAUAUCUGGAGUCUGGGCGUGAUACUGUUCAUGUUGGUAUGUGGCCAGCCGCCCUUCCAAGAAGCUAACGACAGCGAGACCCUCACCAUGAUCAUGGACUGUAAAUACACUGUACCGGCCCACGUCUCUAACGCCUGCAAAGAUCUGAUAGAUCGUAUGCUUCAGAGGGACCCCAAGAGGCGAGCAUCCCUGGAGGAAAUUGAGACCCACACCUGGCUGCAGGGUGUUGACCCAUCCCCAGCUACCAAAUACAACACUCCCCUGGUGUCCCACAAGAACCUGUCUGAGGAGGAACACAACAGCAUCAUCCAGCGCAUGGUACUGGGAGACAUCGCUGAUCGAGAAGCCAUAGUUGAAGCCCUGGAGACCAAUAAAUACAACCACAUCACAGCCACAUACUACCUGCUAGCAGAGAGGAUCCUGAGGGAGAAGCAGGAGAAGGAGGUCCAGACCCGCUCGUCCAGCCCCAGCAACAUCAAGGCACACUUCAGGCAGUCCUGGCCCACCAGAGUAGACAUGCACCAGGACAUCGAGGACAGCUUGGCAGCGUCCUCCAUCUCCCACGCCGGAGGCCCCCAGUCGCCGGCCCGCAGCGCUGAGAACUUGCUCAAUGGACAUCGCUCCAAGGGCAUGAUGGAGCUGGGCCGGCGAGAGGAGACGGUGACGGAUUCUUCAGGACUGGGAGCACAGGGAGCCUGUGCUGCCGCCUCAGGCCCUGCUCUUGGCUCUGGAUCUGGGACUAUCAGGGCCCCCAGUCCCUCCACCUCAGCAGCAGCCAAGCAGCGAACCUGCCUGUUCAGGGUGGAGGAAGAUGAGGAGGAGGAGGAAGAGCAGGACCCGUCUCCCCUCCCGACCCAGGUCAUCCUGCGCCGCAAGCCCCCCUCGGUCACCAACCGCCUCACCUCCAGGAAGAGCGCCCCGGUUCUCAACCAGAUCUUUGAGGAGGAAGGGGAAUCCGACGACGACUUCGACAUGGACGAGGGUCUGCCGCCCAAACUCAGCCGUCUAAAGAUGAACAUGGCCGGGAACGCCACCAGCCUGAGCUCCGGGGCCAGCUCCUCCUCGUCCCCGGGGUCCACGCAGAAGCGUUACCACCGACGCAAGAGCCAGGGGAGGGGGUCGUCGUGUUCCAGCUCUGAGACGAGCGACGACGACUCAGAGAGCCACCGGAGACGCCUGGACAAAGACUCAGGCUUCGGUUACGGCUGGAACAGAAGGGACAGCAGCGAGGGCCCUCCUGGCAGCUCGGGGGGGAACGGGGGAGGCAGCAGCUCAGGGCAAGGGAAGCCUCCCGGAGAGGGAGGGGGCACCUCUGGUCCAGACCGGGGCAGUCCUCCCGGAGGGGGUGGGAAUGGAGGUGGAGGGGGAGGCGAUGGUGGAGGAGGGAGCGGGGGAGGAGGAGGGGGUAAUAAAGGACAAGACAGCCCCUCCAGUUGUUGCAACAACAGUAGCACUACUAACCCCUCCCUCAGCUCCCUGUCCCGGUCCUCCCGCACCGCGAGCCGCAGCGCUGAGCUGGUGGAGAGUCUGAAGCUGAUGAGCCUGUGCCUCAGCUCCCAGCUGCAGCACCACCGCGGAGGGCGGGGGGGUCGAGGUGGCGGAGGUGGUGGAGGAGGCGGUGGCGGGGGGAAGUUGAUCAUAGACCCUCGCAGUCUCUCAGGAGGGAACGUGAAAAUCCAGGAGAAGUCAGCCUGGAGGAUGUGCAUCGGCUCCACGGGGAGCCUGGACACCAUCACCCUGCCCACCACCGCCGCCCUGCCUCGCACCCACUCCGCCCAGCAGCAGCAGCAGCACCACCACCACCACCAUCAUCACCACCACCGCAAAACAGCGCCGCACGACCCCCACGGCCUGCAGGCGGGGCCGGGCGACAGGAACACUCACAGCAACCUGAGCGCUUUGAAAAACGGCGUGCUUCAACUACCUCUGUGUGAGAAGACCAUCUCCGUUAACAUCCAGCGCGGCGGAGGCUCCAGGGAUGGUCUGCUCUGUACCUCAGCUCCAGCCAGCUGCUGCCAGGUCAUCUGAGGCCCCCCCCCCCCCCCCCCCCCAGCUGAGAACCAAGCUCCACCCUGCUCUGUCACCUCCUCUUUUCUGACCUCGUCACCUCCUCCAGAUCCUUAAUUGAACACACACGACUCCACCUUUUGAACGUCCUGUCUUGUGUUUAGCUGUAGCAGAUAGCUGACCUCACAUCAGAUCCCCUGACCUUCAGCUCACCUGCCUUCUGCUGUCGUCUCUAAGCCUCGUGUCGCCUCCUCACUGUCAGUGUGUGUGUUCUGUGCUCUGCUUGUGUUGUUCUGUCUGAGGUUCAUGUUGUUUAGAGUUGCUUUUAACAUUUCCAAGUGUGUUUUCAGGUUUUGGUUCGAUCCUUGUUGAACAGUUUUAAUGAAUGUGCUGCUUUUAGAAUAACGACAGUGUGGGAGGUUGGAUUGGACGGUGUCUACAUUCACGAUGUUAAACUCCAGCAUCCAAGAAUCAGAAUGGGAAUUUAGUUGUAGUUUUACCCCAAAAACAUAAUUAUCACAAGGAAAGUUUUAACUGAUUUGAGAAAAAGUCCAAAUAUUAUGAAAACACAGACAUUUUGGACAUUUUGAGAUGAAGUGAUGACUUAAUGACAAACAAGUCACAACUUAUUCAUGAUAAUAAUCUGUUACACUGGCCUGAAGUUGUGGUGUGGGGGGUGGGGGGGGGUUAGAACACAAGUGUGUUCAUGUGUUGAUGGACAUCUGCGAGGUCCCGCCCCCUCACCCAGGUCUCCUCUGAUUGGCUAGAAGGCUGAGUCAGGCUCACUGAAGCUUCUGACAGCUCGUCCACACGCUGGCACACGAUUUCAAACAUAUUUCAUUAAAAAAAAAACAAAACAAACUACAGACUGUGGCUUUAGUUAAAUCACUCUGAAGAUUACAUCCUCAGACAUAUUUACAAAAGUGCAACUUUUCUCCUCAACUUCUGACAUAAAAUCAGAUGAGUAAAUGAAGAAGACACCAGUCGUUAUCUUAAAGAAUGACUCCUCACUUUCCUCAGACUUUUUCUCUUUCACAGUUUUGACUUUUAUUCACUGACUCAUUAUUCACUUCAUUCAUUUAGAGCUUCCUCCUCUGAGUGUCUGACCCGUGUAGUGAAGCAGGCAGCUGAGAGGAGGGUCUCCAUGCUCACAGAGCACACUAACACUCCUCUGAACAACACGCCUCCCUCCCCUCCCCUCCCCUCCCCCCUUUCCCUCACCUCUAACCUCAGUGUUUGGCAGAGUGAGAUCGGUGACCAGACCACAGCUGGAUUCAGGUUUCUCUGAUGAAGGGGAAGGGGAGAGGUUUUCAUGUGAGUGACCCAUGACCCCAGUCUGGACUCCACAUUAUUGCACUCAGACAAUCUGUUUUAUGUUUAUGUGUUUGUUUGUUUUUUUUUAAAUUCCUUUUACAUGGAUGAUUUUAGCUCCAUUCAUCGGUCACAGCCCUUUAAAUCUGGUCGAGCUGUUUUCAUUUGGACACAGUUUAGCUUUUUACAUUGGGAAGAAAAAAAAAAAGCUGUGACUGUGCAGACUGUGUUCGCUCCUGUGUGGCAGCAAACAGCUGAUUCCUCUGCUACUGUAGCAUCAAUGCUCACCUCCUCCGCCAUGUUUGGAAAUGUUACUGCUGUCUUUCUAUUUAAAGCUGAGGUAUUAUUAUUAUUAUUUUUUUUUAACUCUUUGCGUUGCUGUAGUUGCUGAUGCAGAAUAUUUGUCGUGUCUGACUGUGGAAACACAAACACACUACAAAUAAAUCCCAGUAGUUUGUCCCGGUUUGACCAGUUUGGUCCCACCUGCGCUCACAUGCCACACAGGAGUGCGGGUUGCAGCGUGCGGGACUCGUUGUUGAGUAUGUAUAUAUAUAUACGCUAUGUUUAAAAGUAAAGUUUAUUUUUAAAACGUGUACAUUUUUUUUUUUUUUUUUUGGAGCAAUCUGCUGUUUUCAAAAAUGUUAUAACGUUGGCUCGUGUGGAGUCUCAGUGGGCUGAAAUGAGCGCGUGCAGCAGGUCGAUGAGCGGGAGCUCACCUGUGCAGGAGGAGGAAAAAAAAAAAGCUCAUGACUCACAGCUUUAAAGGAGUUGACCAAGGAGAUGAACAAAUGAAAGAGAGAUAAAGGGGGGAAACGGGGAGAUUCUUUAAGGGCAUUGGCAAUAAGCUAUACUGUGUGUUGCAGCUAUCUGUACAGAAACGUUUUUCACUAGUUCCGUUUUCUUUUUUAAAAUCCAAACAUUGGACUGAAAAGGAAAAAAAAAAAGGAAAAGCUGUGUUUAAAAUAUUUUUUUCCCCCUCUUUGGUUCUUGUUUUUUUUUUUUUUUUUUUUUUUGGAAAACUGUAUGUACAUAGAGUUGUAAAUACGGUGCUCUUUCUCUUUAUCUAGAACAGCGGAGUGAACCUCAUGGUGCAUAGCUGUACAGUCAUCUAGCCUUAUGAUAAUUAGUAAAACUGUAUGAGUGUCUCAGCUAAAAAAAAAAAAAAAAAAAAAAAAGAAAGAAAGAAAGAAAUAAAACUAAAAAUAAAGCCGCGUGAGGAAAAACAACCCGAUUCUAUUCAUACUGUCAGGUCUUUGACUGUCGUCUUACUCAGCUGUAUCCAGGUGAAUGACGUGCAUGUGUUUCAAUGUUUGACAUUCAGUGACCCUGAGAGGAGGAAGAAUCAGCUGCAGGAAUGUUACUGGACCAAAAAAAAAAAAAAAAGCAACAGAAGAAGAAGAAGAGGAAAAAAAAAAGAAAAGAAAAAAAGAGUCAAUGAGUUGGAGCGGACAGGAAUAUUCAGUGUAUUAUUCUGUUGUUGAUACCUGUUGUCAGACGUUACAUAUAGCUAUGGUAAUAAUC